GCAAUUACUAGUUCAGGCAACGCGCAAAGCACUCAAUUGAUGAUAGCGCAACCAUUGAAUUCAUGAUUUUCUUCAAGGUAGGCCCGACCUUGAAUCGUAAGUGUGGGACCGUUAUCUCGGUGGUUCACGUCGGCAGUAUUCGCGUGUCAGGGUUCGCGUACCUCAGCCCCGAACUAUUUCUUGUGGGAUCCCAGCAUCCCCGACGAUUUGGUUCUGUAUCCUCGCUCGUUCGCUUCCUGUCCUCGUCGAUUCUUUUUGAGUGCUGAAGAGCUGGUGAUAGAAAGAAAAUGUGGUCGACAGCUCCCCUCAAGGCAGCCACAUGGCUUGCAUUCGCAACUUCGCUCAGCUCAGCUACACCGCAGUAUGGUGCUCCUCCAAAGAUCCAAUUCAAGCACUGGCCCGAAGAAGCUGCGACAGCUCUCUCCAACAUGAUCACAAAGAACGCGAAUCAGAGCAACUAUGCAGUCUUCGACAUGGACAAUACCAGUUAUCGCUAUGAUCUUGAAGAAUCGCUCCUUCCCUUCCUUGAGAACCGUGGCAUCCUGACACGCGACAACCUGGACCCCAGCCUCAAGUUGGUUGACUUCAAGGAUACGGCCAACUUCACCGAAUCGUUGUACAGCUACUACAACCGUCUAUGUGAGAUCGAUGAUUUCAUCUGCUAUCCCUGGGCGGCGCAGGUCUGGUCUGGCUUCACGCUGCGCGAACUUAAGACUUACGUGGAUGAGCUUAUGGCGUACAACUCAACAAUCCCGACAAAGUACUGGGACGGCGAUGAGGUGACAUCCAGCAGCGUUAACCCGCCAAAGGUUUUCCGAGGCCAAGCCGAACUUUACAACGCUCUUAUGGACAACGGCAUCGCCGUCUAUGUUAUAAGCGCUGCCCAUGAGGAGCUUGUACGCAUGGUCGCCAGCGACCCGAAGUACGGAUACAACGUCCCACCUCAGAACGUCAUCGGCGUCACCACCGUUUUGAAGAACACUACUUCCGGUGCGCUCACGAACGCACGUAAGCAGAUUACUGAAGGCACGUACAAUGAGACGGCCAAUCUCGAUCUGGUCGUGACUCCGUACCUCUGGACCCCUGCCACAUGGUUCGCCGGUAAAUGGGCCGCUAUUCUUACCUACAUCGAUCAAUGGAAACGUCCUGUCUUGGCUGGUGGUGACACUCCCGGUAGCGAUUCGUACAUGCAGUUCCACGGCGUAGAUGUAGCGAAGGGAGGUGUGCACCUGUGGAUCAACCGUCGGGACGCGUACUUCGAGCAAUUGCAGGAGGAAAUUAGGAACAACACCCAGGCGCAGAUUGCUAACGGUAGAGAAGUUACGGCAGACAAGAACUGGGUUGUUGUCACUCCUGAGGAGAUCUUGUAAAUAGAUACGCUAGAUUUUUGGAAAUGUCAACAUUCGGCGCGCAAUGGCACGAGAACAAUAGCUUAGCACAGGCGGGGCCCCAAGGAGACCAAUUACGCUAGCUGACAUAAGCACUCGGCUAAGCCCUGUUGCAUCUUUCGCUCGCGUCCAGCCUUCUGCU
Molecule: messenger RNA, 1530 nt
Organism: Alternaria alternata
Lineage: Eukaryota; Fungi; Ascomycota; Dothideomycetes; Pleosporales; Pleosporaceae
Exons: 1
Coding region: 288-1370 (360 amino acids)
Source: RefSeq, a predicted model, not a curated record